Messenger RNA from Corythoichthys intestinalis (scribbled pipefish), 3155 nucleotides. RefSeq names its product methylcrotonoyl-coenzyme A carboxylase 2. The coding region runs from base 72 to 1805 and encodes 577 amino acids. The record is from RefSeq and is a predicted model, not a curated record. Gene Ontology annotation, molecular function: methylcrotonoyl-CoA carboxylase activity. Gene Ontology annotation, biological process: L-leucine catabolic process. The transcript is spliced from 12 exons. Lineage: Eukaryota; Metazoa; Chordata; Actinopteri; Syngnathiformes; Syngnathidae. Gene Ontology annotation, cellular component: mitochondrion; methylcrotonoyl-CoA carboxylase complex.
UUUUACUCUUGAUUUUCUCUCUACAAACCAGUUUUAGCUGCAGUGCUAUUGACAGUUCACACUUAAUAGACAUGUACCGCUCCAUUGCAAGGUUGGCGCUGCAGCAUCAGCGGUGUUUAGUUCGGCAUAUAAACUCUGCGGCUAGAAAGAGGAGAUCUCUCCCUAGUGCUUUCCCGGUGUUAGACCUUCCCCUCCAAGCCAUCCACCAGCAUGUUUAUGAAGCUAACCAUCGCAACAGCAAAACCUGUCACAACAAGUACAUAGAGCUGAAUAAGAAGGUGACUAAAGGAGGGGGUGACAAUGCCAUUGCCAGACACACUCAGAGGAACAGAAAGUUGUUGGUUCAGGAUCGACUGCGCCUACUAUUGGACGAUGAAGACUUCAUAGAGCUGUCACGCUUUGCGGGUUUGGGUCUACCAUAUGGAGAUAUUCCAUCAGCCGGCUGCCUGACGGGUAUCGGCAGAAUUAAUGGCCUGUGGUGUGUGUUCAUUGCCAAUGAUGCCACAGUCAAGGGUGGCACAGCUUACCCAAUCACAGUUAAGAAGCAGCUGCGAGCACAAGAGGUGGCAAUUCAGAACCGCCUGCCUUGUGUCUAUCUGGUUGACUCUGGAGGAGCGUUUCUGCCACUGCAGUCAGAGAUCUUUCCUGACAAGAACCAGGGGGGGAGAACAUUCUAUAAUGAAGCCAUAAUGUCUGCAAUGAAAAUUCCACAGGUAUCGGUGGUGUGCGGUUCCUGCACAGCGGGCGGAGCUUACAUCCCCACCAUGGCAGAGGAGGCAGUUAUGGUGCACCGUAUCGGAACCAUGUUCCUGGGAGGACCACCACUAGUCAAGGCUGCCACAGGAGAGGAAGUCACACCAGAGGACCUUGGAGGAGCCAGGCUUCAUGCUGAGGUGAGUGGCUGUGUGGACCAUUUUGCCUGGGAAGAGAAGGAGGCCUUUGAGUAUACUCGAAACAUCAUAUCCACCCUCAACUUCACACUGCCUGAGGAGAAUGAGAAUGAAGAGAAUAUGAGGAAUGAAGAAGAAAGGCCACUUUACAGUUCAGACGAGCUCUUGGGUCUUGCCCCCAGAAGUUACAACUACAGUCUGGAUGUUAAAAUGGUUAUAAGUCGGCUGACAGAUGGCAGCCGCUUCCAGGAGUUUAAAGGUUGCUUUGGAACCACACUCAUCACUGGCUUUGCGAAGAUAUAUGGUCAUCUGAUAGGAAUAGUAGCCAACAAUGGAGAGUUGUCAUAUCAAGCAGCUCUGAAAGGCAGUCACUUUGUCCAACUGUGCGACCAGAGAGACGUCCCACUCCUUUUCCUCCAAAACACUGCACCAUCAGCCGCACUCACCCUCUCAGUGCCACAGGCAGAAAUUCACAGCAACCGUAUCAAGGCUCAGGGUUCUAUGAUGUCAGCAGUGGCCUGUGCAUCCGUGCCCAAAAUUACAGUAGUGAUAGGUGGUUGUCACGGUGCCGACAGCUAUGCAAUGUGUGGACGGUCUUUUGACCCAAACUUCCUGUUCCUUUGGCCCAAUGCUAGAGUGUCCAUGACGGCUGCAGGUCACGCUGGUUCUCUGCUUCAUCCCAACAGUGAGCACCAACAGGAUGACAAAGAGAUGGCAAACAAAAUGGAGCACAAUCUCAACAAGAAGUUCGAGGAGGAGAGCUCAGCUUUUUUCUCUUCUGGACGACUAUGGGACGACGGAGUCAUUCUUCCACAAGACACUCGAAGGGUUCUUCGAGAUUGCCUGGAUAUCAUUAAACAGCAGCAGUAUCAACUUUCAACAGAGAAACUACAAUCGGUACUUCUACGCAUUUAGAAAGGUCCGUCGGGCAUGCUUGACAUGACAGCCGUCCAUGAACUACUUUACCAAUACUGUUUCGUAUAAAUGUCACCCAAACUGCCUGCGCAGAAGACAGGCAAGCAAACCACUGAACCAUUGGUGACUCAUAAUUUUUGGAGGUUUCCAGGUUUGUCGAAAAAAAAAAAACAUGUAUGUUAUCAUUUACAUGCACCGGAACAUAAAUGCAGUGCUAUUUUAAGUACAACUUCAUUGGAAUACAUUUGCAAAAGACUUUGUUUCUUUUAAUUGGAGCAGAAUUGCAUUUGUGUGAAGGCUGUUGUGAUUUUUGGACAGUAAAGCUGAUUACAGUUUUACUUAGUAAUUAUCUGGGCCUUUGCCCCAUGUAAUAAUGUGUUGGUGAAUGUAUAUAUUGUACUGUAAAUAAAGGUAAGAUUUGACUGCCACAUAAACAUGCAGCUAUAGUUUUUGACCAGUUGGUGGCUCUGCUUACCUUCCUACACAUCCUGCCUUGCUCACUGAAAGGGGAAUGUGGUUUUUCCCUUGCCCAAUAGCAGUAAGAUCAGCUGUGAAAGUGGCUAGAAUUUCUUGCCGGAACUCCCUGAGAGUUAUACCAAUAACAAUCUGAAGGAGAUGGUACCUUUUCUCGUAGGCACCGUCUAACUUUGCAUUACUCUAACAUACACAGUAUAAAAUAAAUAGCAAUUGUACCAUAGCUUAAGGAAAAUAAGCAGAAUAGAGGGCAUAAGAGAUAACGCCUUCUUAUCAUGGAAGCCCAGCGCGUGCUUCAUACAACUAACUGAGCAAGACUGACGCUGACAAGCCCACGUCUGCACCACCAAGUCUGGCAAUCACUUCUCCCGGACAGUCCACAACAAAUGGCGGGACUGUUUGUCCUAACACAAGGAACACAGGAGAACACCCGAUAUCCAACUGAUAAAAUGACUGACAAGACUCCAAGAGCCCCGUUGACGCUGAGGUGGCAAAAUCCACAUCCUCGUUGGCCGGACAACAGUAACUCCCAAAUCCUCAGGUCCAAUCCACAAGACAAUAAAACAAUAAUCAAUAAUCCCAAACACAUCCUUCUUCUGAUAUGGUGACCUUGGAACAAGUUUGCCUCCUUGCCUGAGUGUUUCUGUUUCGCCUUGCCGUUUUGAUCUGUCGAUCCUGAAUAAAUUGUUUUCGGUGAGCCUCCUUUAAACCUUUCAAAAAUGGAGUCAGUACAAAGGGUUAAGACUAAGGUGAACGCGCGGAGUUUGCCCUUCUGGUCGGAUUGCCAGGGUCUCCCCAGCCCGGACAGUUAGAUCUGCGCCAGCGUGGGUCUGGCGGUUCGGCUGGCGUGAUCCCGGCGAUCUGGGUAGAAGGUCA